Messenger RNA from Synchiropus splendidus (mandarinfish), 4537 nucleotides. RefSeq names its product leucine-rich repeat and fibronectin type-III domain-containing protein 2. NCBI's taxonomy places the organism in Eukaryota, Metazoa, Chordata, Actinopteri, Syngnathiformes, Callionymidae. The record is from RefSeq and is a predicted model, not a curated record. The transcript is spliced from 5 exons. Gene Ontology annotation, cellular component: cell surface; postsynaptic density membrane. Gene Ontology annotation, molecular function: protein binding. The coding region runs from base 807 to 3167 and encodes 786 amino acids.
ACUGUCAGUGUGCGUGCGAGAACGCGUGGACACGUGUGAGUGUGUGUGUGUGUCUGCGCCUCAGCUCAGCUGCGUCGCAGUCUUCUCGCCGCGCACCGAGGGGGUCGCACCUCUCCACGCUGCUCCCCGCUGGAUGCGUUUAAAAUAACUCUUUGAAACUUUACCUUGGAUAUACUCGCUCCUUUUGAGGAUUAUUUCGACUCGCACGCGGGACAUGUGAAUUCCUCACAGGCAGAGGGGGGAUAUACACGCUAAAAAAAAACACGGCGUCAGUGGAAAUCCACCUUCAGAUUUGAGGAACUACAAAUGCGCAGUGAUGCUUCUAGUCGCAGCUUGACUCCAGACUGGUUUUCCGAACAUCUGCAGGAAGAGCGUGUCUCCCCUGAGUGAGUAAAGUGGAGGACAGGCGACAUGGAGGAAGCGGUUUUUCGGAUUCUGGAAUGAGUAAAUGAAGGAGAAGGGAGCGGCGGAACCGAAUCUACACCCGAGCGGAGCUGCGCAAAAUGGAUCCAUCAGAGGUUAAAGAAUGAACGGAUGAGGAGGCGGCGCCCAUCUUCACCACACACACAGAGGCCGCAGCAUUCGUCCGUGGGUGGAGGAGGAGUUUGUUGCCCAAACCAGGCAGUGAAGGUCAGCGCUCAAACUCGCGGUCAACUACCAGGGUGUGUUUGCUUUCGAAUGGCGUUGAGGUGUUUGUAAAAGGAGCCAGGUCGGUUCCUUCUGAAGGGUACGUUGGGUCGAGAGAAAUUUUCCAGUGACCAUAUGGCACAAUACCACCAGGAAUAGGUCCAUCUGAAUGAUCUAACAUGGACAAAGUGGUCAUCAGUCUACUGCUUCUGGCAAUGGGAGUAACAACGGUCCAUGCGUGUCCCAAAUACUGCGUCUGCCAGAACCUGUCGGAAUCGCUGGGGACCUUAUGCCCUUCCAAAGGUCUCCUCUUCGUCCCGCCGGAUAUUGACCGCAGAACUGUGGAGCUUCGGCUCGGCGGCAACUUCAUCCUCAAGAUAACCACUCAGGAUUUCGCCAACAUGACCGGCCUUGUGGACCUGACCCUGUCCCGCAACACCAUCGGCGCCAUCCAGCCUUUUUCCUUCAUCGACCUGGAGACACUGCGGUCUCUUCAUCUUGACAGCAAUCGUCUCACGGAGCUGGGACCCGACGACCUGCGGGGUCUGAUCAACCUGCAGCACCUGAUCCUGAACAACAACCAACUGAGUCGGAUUUCCAAAGCAGCCUUUGAUGAUCUUUUACUCACUUUAGAGGAUCUAGAUUUGUCGUACAACAACCUACGCAGCGUGCCUUGGGAAUCCAUCCGCAAGAUGGUCAGCCUUCAUCAACUGAGUCUGGACCAUAACCUCAUCUCCUUCAUUGCCGAAGGGACUUUUACAGACCUGGAGAAAUUGGCACGGUUGGACCUUACAUCCAACCGUUUGCAAAAACUUCCCCCAGACCCAAUUUUUGCACGCUCUCAAACCGGUGUUUUGGCAAGUACUCCCUACGCACCUCCGCUUUCUCUGAGCUUUGGAGGGAACCCACUCCAUUGCAACUGCGAGGUGCUCUGGCUUCGGAGGCUCGACCGGGAGGACGACAUGGAAACCUGUGCUUCACCUACAAGUUUAAAAGGGCGCUACUUCUGGUCUGUUCGUGAGGAGGAAUUUAUUUGCGAGCCUCCCUUAAUCACCCAGCAUACGCACAAGUUGCUCGUGCUCGAAGGGCAAACAGCAAGCCUGCGCUGCAAAGCCGUAGGGGACCCAAUGCCGUCCAUACACUGGGUUGCUCCUGACGACCGUUUGAUAGGCAACUCUUCAAGGUCGACGGUUUAUGAAAAUGGCACUCUGGACAUUACAAUGACGACAUCAAAGGAUUACGGAAGCUUUCUCUGUAUCGCUGCCAAUGCUGCGGGGGAAUCUAUGGCGUCCGUAGAGCUGUCCAUCAUCCAGCUCCCACAUCUGAAUAACGGCACCGACCGAACGGCGCAGCCCAAGUCGGGACUCUCGGAGAUCACCAGCUCCACCAAAGUCAGCAAAGGGGAACCCAAGCCUUUACCAGAGAAGGUGGUUUCCGUGUCGGAGGUGACCGCAGUCUCCGCUUUAAUUAAGUGGACUGUCAGCAAGGCCGCCCCAAAGGUCAAAAUGUAUCAGCUGCAGUACAAUUGUUCCGAGGAUGAAGUGCUCAUUUACAGGAUGAUCCCAAUGACCACCAGGGCUUUCGUCCUCUCCAACCUGGUGCCGGGGAUGCAGUACGACCUCUGUGUUCUGGCCAUCUGGGACGACACCGCCACCACCCUCAUUGCGACCAACAUAGUGGGCUGUGUCCAGUUCACCACCACGGAGGACUACCCACAAUGCCAGUCUCUCCACAGCGGAUUCCUGGGCGGCACCAUGAUCCUGGUCGUCGGUGGCAUCAUCGUGGCCACGCUGCUUGUCUUCAUCAUCAUCCUCAUGGUGCGCUACAAGGUGACCAGCGGCAUCCAAACCAAUAAACUACCUACAGUGAGCAACACCUAUUCCCAGACUAACGGCGGCGUGAACCGGUUUAACGGUGCUCCGCCGCAGGUCAAGUCCACAGUCGUGGUCAUGCGGGAAGAAAUGGUGGAGUUCAAAUGCGGCUCCCUGCAGAGCAGCCUCUCGUCUUCGUCGUCCUCUUCUAACUCUAUAGAAGGCCAAGCCGUGAGAGGGGCGGUCGACCGCUACAGCAUGCAGGCGUCGGAGUGCAGCACGCUCCCCAGCACCAAGUUUAAAAGGCACGGUGCCAAAGCGAGGCCAAACCUGGACAGUUUAUUAGGAGCCUUCACCACGCUGGAGAUGCGAACCGUCGCGAAGGAACACCAGGGGACUUGUGGCCCUUCCCAGACCUCCAGUGCUAUGAUGGCAGUAGCGGUGGCACCCUUGUCCGACAAAGAACCUCUGCUAGGAAGGGCGGAGUCCACCACCAUGCUGGGGCGCCUGCUCGGCAUGCCGCAGGAAGCCAAGCCCAAACGCAGCCACUCAUUCGACAUGGGCCACGUGGGGGCGACGCAGUGUCGAAACUCCCAGCCCCGCAGAAUCAGCAACAUCUGGACUAAACGCAGCAUGUCAGUCAACGGCAUGCUGCUGCAGUUCGAGGACAGCGAGGAUGAAAAGCCCACUUUUGAAAGCGGGGAGUGGGUGAUGGAAAGCACCGUCUGAGUCCAAACCAUGAGCGGAACCGGAGCGGUCGGGGGAUGGGAAUUGCAUGACACUCUACAAUGUGAAUACUGUACAAGUACUGGUGACAAGACACUGAUCAAUGGCUGGUGGUCGUGGAACACUUGAGGGAGUUUCUCUCCCAGGAAGGACUUCGGAAGGAAAUAUGUGGAAACCAAAAGGAUUCUCUUGAACCAAGGUCACGCCCUCAUCUUUGGGAACUGGACUACUAACAGUAGACAAGUCAUUUUUAUUUUCAUGUGUGUUUUGUAUUGUUUUUACUAUUUAUUAUUUGACUCAUCCGCAGACAGAGGUGCAGCUUUCUUCUUUGUGUGUGUGUGUGUGUGUGUGUGUGUGUUUUCGUGAGCAUCCACCGAUUAAAAAAAAGAAAAACCACAGGUGGGAACAAAACCCGAACAAAUUUAAGCACACUUCAAAAACAAUAAUCUCAGUGUGACUGUGGGAGGUACAGGAAGACCAACAUCACAAGCCAAUCUUGAAUGUCUACCUCAAGUUAUUGAGACAUGAGGUUCUUUUCAAUAGAAAGAGAAAUUGACUUCUAAUUUUCAAAAGUGUGUUGCAUUUUUCCCGUCAGUCUGACUCAAACAGUAGAAAGUGGAGCUCAAAUGCUGUAUUUUCACAUCUUACAAUUCGCCUGACUUAAAAAAAAUGUGUUUUAAUAUCAGUUUUGAGGCACUUUUCACUCACAGCUGGAUGUUUUUGAGUCGCUCGAUAAAGUCAGUCGAUCAUCAUGCUAACAACAGACGCAUGUAGCUCAUCAUGUGUCGCAUUCACAACUCUGAAAAGAGCUGAAUUUAAAAAUAGCUUUUCCGUCAUGUUGAUGCCCUUUAAAUUCGGAAGAAUACUGGGGUUGUCUAACAUCUCAUCCUUUGUAUUUUGUUCACCUGAAUGCAAUGCACUUGAGAACAAGCGAAACACCCACUUCCGAAAGUGUUUCAAGUCUUUGUUUCAGAACGUCACGCUGUGGCACAAAUGCCUUUCUGAGUUAUUUGACAUUUUCCUAAGUGGUUGAUGAUGAUCUCAGUGGUCUGGUAGACUGGAGGCCAUUAGAGCGCCGGCUCCCAGGCUGAGUUUAUAUUCAUGAAAGGCAGUCAGUCAUCAGCUUGAAGUCAAAUUCUUACAUUUAUGUUCGAGCCGCUGCCAAACUGAAACAGUUAUUAGUCAGAGUCGAUCGAUCUGUGUUCGCUUUGGCUUUAAAAACAGCUUGAAACAGGAUUGUUUUCCUGCAACUGUUUCCAAAACCAGUCCCUUCACACCCCCCCAACAAUAAUAAUAAUAAUAAUAGUUUAGGUGAGCUAGUUCCUUAAAGUCAAGAGUCCCAAAAAUCGAUCCGAUAAAACACACUUGCUUAA